UUUGUAAAGGUAAUUAAAGUUAGGGGCAGGACUGCUCCCACUGUUUUGGGCAAGACAAUCUAAAAGGGGCAAAAAGAAGAAAACAGAUAAUUAAAAUGUUACUGAGGUGAAAAGAAAGGAAAAUAAGAAAAGAAUCUCCCUCUAGAUUUUCAGACUUUUAUGAUUGAAAGCAUUCAAAACAGGGUUCACUUUCUCAGACUGGCCUUGUGUCAUCAGGCACAUCUAUAAAAGGAUGCAUGUACACAAAUUCUCCACUCGAACGACCUCAAUAGCAAUCCCAGAGAGAGAGAGAGAGAGAGAGAGAGAGAGAGAGAGAGAGAGAGAGAGAGAGAGAGAGAGAGAGAAUCUCUACAUACUAUGGCCAGAAGUCUUCCGUUACAUCAUGACCAUUUAGAGGAAGAGUACAUAGACAUGGAAGUGAGUUCGUACUCCAUCUUUCAUGGCCACUCCAUCAUUACCAGUCCUCCUCAAACCCACAGAGAAUUUGAGUUCCAAAUGUCUUCAACCUCAUUAGAUCACAAAGAAGCCUCAACCUCACCAGCUGAUGAGCUGUUCUACAAAGGCAAGCUACUCCCUCUCCACCUCCCUCCGCGCCUAGAGAUGGUCGAAAAGCUCGUUGAGGUCGACCAUGAUGACAAAUACUACGAAGAAUUCUACAGCACUCCUCUAAUGACGACUGCCCCGACGCCAACGGUGAUGAGCACCCCAUUCGACUCAUGCAACGUGUCGCCCUCCGAGUCCUUCAGGAUCAGCAGAGAACUCAACUUGGAUGAGUAUCUCGCUGACUUAUCGGCGGUAGGAACGAGCAACUUCAUGAAGGAAAGCGUGAAGAUCAAGUCAUGGACAAGGAGAAUUAAGAUAAUCAAGCAGUCUUUGUCUAAGCUCAAGGCUUCCCGGGCCUACGUCAAUGCCUUGUUUGGCAAAUCCAGCUGCUCAGACGAGUCCUCCACAGAAGCGGCCCGAAACCAUGCUUUGAAGACGAGCAAGUCUGGUGACUGGAGUGACGAUUUGAUGAAGAAAAACAAGUUCGGCCGAGUUCUCGGCGCGGUUAAAAGCUUUAAUGAAGGGAAGGCCUUCGAGAAUGGUGGCGGAUCUCGGCACAGGAGGACGUCUGCCGUAUCGAGCAAGCAGGCUUCAUCAAUUAAGAUCUCGAUGUCCUCCUCCUCGUCAUCGUCAUCUUCCAACUCUUCCUCGUCUUUGAGCUCGAAUGACUCCAACAGGUUCGGCGAACUUCAGCUUCUGAGCGGAAGCAGCAAAGGGCAUAUGGAAGUAGAGUCACCAAUUCAGGGAGCAAUUGCUUAUUGCAAGCAGUCUCAAAACAUUUAAGAGGAGUAAGUUAAAGGGGCCAAAAAAGGACUGUCAGUGCAACUUCUUGUACUUGUCUUCCAUCUAAUAAUAACGGUUUUGAAGAUGACUAGGAAGCAAAUUCCGAUGGUAUGGUCUAAUGUUCCUGUCCUAUUAGAUUAGACCAGAGACUUUUGAAUGUUUCAAAAUGUACUUCCUCAAAGUCAAUAAAUGU
This is a messenger RNA of Syzygium oleosum, 1519 nucleotides long. RefSeq names its product probable membrane-associated kinase regulator 4. The transcript has a single exon. The record is from RefSeq and is a predicted model, not a curated record. Gene Ontology annotation, cellular component: plasma membrane. The coding region runs from base 358 to 1326 and encodes 322 amino acids. NCBI's taxonomy places the organism in Eukaryota, Viridiplantae, Streptophyta, Magnoliopsida, Myrtales, Myrtaceae. Gene Ontology annotation, molecular function: kinase inhibitor activity.